Acipenser ruthenus (sterlet) is the source of this 2435-nucleotide messenger RNA. RefSeq names its product xyloside xylosyltransferase 1-like. NCBI's taxonomy places the organism in Eukaryota, Metazoa, Chordata, Actinopteri, Acipenseriformes, Acipenseridae. Gene Ontology annotation, molecular function: UDP-xylosyltransferase activity. Bases 166 to 1371 code for a protein of 401 amino acids. The transcript has 4 exons. The record is from RefSeq and is a predicted model, not a curated record.
GUAGUGACGCAACGGCAACCCCGCCCACGUGUUCCCCAGCAUGGCUCCUUCCUGGAGCGGGAAGACAGCAAGCGAGAGCUCGGGGGGGAAGCGGUGCAUAGGAGAUUCUACGCAGUCUCCCAUCCGUCUCGCAAACAGGACCUCUGGGCUUCUUGUAGGGAUACCAUGGGCAUCCCGAGGCUGCUCUCAAACGCAAUGGCCAGGGUCAGCACAGUCCGCUAUUACCAGCUAGUGCUGGUUAUAGCAGCCGCACUGGCUGUUGUUGCUUUUUACAGUUUAGGAUCGGACCGGCAGAACUUUUCCAGCACUACCAAGCGUAUCAAAGAGACUCAUGCCAGCCACAACGCAAACAUGAACGACGGCGAUCUCUCCUCCGAUACCAACGCCGAGCAACGCGUUUCAAAAGGUGCGAGUGUGGGAGAAGCUGGCAGAACGAACACGGAUAGUAUUAACGCUGGGACUGCAGAGGAGCAGCGUCCUCGAUAUUUACACGCGCUGAUGAUGUUCACCAAAGUGGACACGAGCCAGGCGUUGCAGCAGAAGUUCCAGGUUGCCAUGAGAUCGAUGCUGAAGCACGCCAGGUUUGAGGACGGGGAAGUCUUGACCCUGCAUUUUGUGAGCGACGAACCUAGCAGAGAGAUCGGGGAAAAGAUUCUGGAAGACUUGCUGCAGGGCGCCACCUUCCGUUGUGAGGUGAGCUUCCACAAUGUCAAGGUGCUGACGGAGAAGCUGUUCCCCAUCGUGGAGGCCAUGCAGAAGCACUUCAGCGCCGGCUCAGGAACCUACUACAGCGACGCCAUCUUCUUCCUGUCUGUCGCCAUGCACCGCAUCAUGCCAGCAGAAAUCAAGCGGAUCGUGCAGUUAGACCUGGACCUGAAGUACAGGACCAACAUCAGGGAGCUCUUUGAGCAGUUUAACCAGUUCCCUGCCGGAGCCAUCAUCGGGAUUGCCAGGGAGAUGCAGCCGGUUUACAGACACACCUUCUGGGCGUACCGUAGGGAGAACCCCGAUUCCAAAGUGGGUGACCCUCCCCCGGGCGGCAGCCCCGGGUUCAACAGCGGGGUCAUGCUCCUCGACCUGGAGGCCAUGCGGCGCUCAGAGCCAUACAAUCAGCUGCUGGAGCCCCGGAGUGUGGGCCGGCUGGCGGACAAGUACCGCUUCCAAGGGCACCUCGGCGACCAGGACUUCUUCACCAUGAUUGGCAUGGAGCACCCCUCCCUUUUCCACGUGCUGGACUGCGCGUGGAACCGGCAGCUCUGCACCUGGUGGAAGGACCAUGGGUAUGGGGACGUCUUUCAGCUGUACUACCACUGCCAGGGUCCCGUCAAGAUCUACCACGGGAACUGCAACACACCCAUCCCCGACGACUGAGGGCUGGAGCACCACCGCCAAGGAGCGGUGAUCUGGGGCAGAACAGCGGGCUGCUACAAAACUCAGUGAGGGUUUAGCUGAAAAUAGGAUAGCAGUCGCUGUAACUGUGCGUGCUGUGCUUGCUACGCUUACUUCCAGGGUCUUCUUGAGGAACGACUCUGCAGUACCCCACCUCGGCCCCAGAAUCCCCCCCCCCCCCCCCCCCCCCCCCCAACACGUUGGAUAAAGGGUUUGACUGUCAGAUCAUCUAAAGCUGCACCAAAUAAGAAUUAGCAGUGAUUACUUCUUCGGUGUGUUGGCAGACUAUACACAUUGUUGAAGAGCAAGGACAGACAACAGAUUGAGUCUUCUAACCUCUUGUAAUUGUAUUUUUUUUGCCCAGUGUGCCCCACUAAUGUUCUGUUUUUUUAGGAUUUUUCUGUUUCAUAUUCUGCACGCUGCUAAUAUUAUAACCACUUAUAACUAAUGCAUUGCAUACAUACCAGUGCAUAUAAUCUGCACGGUGGAGUCCGUAGGCUUUAAUGGUUGAAGCCAUUUUAUUAAUGCUUGGUUCCGUUUUAUUGAUUCAGUUUGUUCAGAAUAAGUUUAAUCUUUUAUGAACAGUAUAUAUUUUAAGUAUAUUAUCUGUAACUAGUUAGACUGAUUUUAUUUAUUUUUUAUUUAGAAGAUCAGUAUAAUUGAUCAGUAUUAAAUGUACUUGAUUUUGAAGUGAUUUGUAGAUCACAUGAUCAAUAAAGGGUCAAGUCUAAAAAUCCUACAUUUUGUUUAUUUGAUACUAAUGCAUUCUGGUAAGUGUAGUCUUGCUGUGUAUAUAUAUAUAUAUAUAUAUAUUAAUGUAGAAACAUGUUUCCUCGUGCUGAGCUUCAGUGUGCCGUGGGUGUUUAGUCUGAAACGUGUACAAUAACUGGGGAGAAAAACGAAACAGAACCUGCAUUGUGUUUUACUUGAUCAAUAUUAAGGGCCAACUAAAAUGUUGUUUUUACUAUUAUAAUUUGUAUUAUUUAAAUAACGUGUACAUAAUAAAAAUAAUAGUAAUAUUAAUAAAAUGAUACCAUUCAAUCUGA